Pyrgilauda ruficollis (rufous-necked snowfinch) is the source of this 3126-nucleotide messenger RNA. It is a transcript of the gene CUNH17orf58, whose product is annotated as chromosome unknown C17orf58 homolog. The transcript is spliced from 5 exons. Bases 32 to 1132 code for a protein of 366 amino acids. The record is from RefSeq and is a predicted model, not a curated record. Gene Ontology annotation, molecular function: protein binding. Lineage: Eukaryota; Metazoa; Chordata; Aves; Passeriformes; Passeridae.
CAUUUUGAGUCUGGAAAAACUUUACUUCAAAAUGACAGCCCAAGUGUUCUGGCUCCUCUGCUUUGUCAUUAGAUCAUCUUCUGGAUCCCUGCUGUACGCUGAGAAGCCCGGCCAGGCUCUCAGCAAAGAUGUUUUCAGCGCAGCUCAGGUGAAGGCGGCAGCGCGGGGCCCGGGCAGCGCCAGGGCGGGCCGGCUCCCGGCCAUGGCCCCCGCGGCCCCUCAGCAGCCCCGGCCCCCGGGACUCCCUUCCCUCGCCUCCGACAAGAAGAAACGCGCGGAGCCUUCCCUGGAAAACAGCACAGGGCCGAGGAAGCACCUCGGGCAGCACGGAGCGCUGCGGGCGCUGGGCAGCCCGGCCCCGGGGGCUCCUCCCGGCCCGCCGGACCCCGGCCGGGCCAACAGGCCGCGCACGGGCCGGCGGCGGGCCGGGGCCGCCAACAGCGUGGGGGCCCCGCGAGCCGCCCCGGCCCGCGCAAAGGCGGUGUCCCUGCUGGAAACUCAUCCUUUCCCAGACUCGGAGCCCGAUGAUCCUGACACGCCGCACCACUCCAACCGAGCGGGGAAGGGAAUGCCCUCCAAAGAGGCCGACCCCUCCAGGAGGAGCCCCAAACCCUCGUGGGUCACCAACCGCUGGGCGCCCAGCGCCGGGUACCGGGCCGCGCUGAGGGGAGACGGUGACAAGGAGAAGGUGUGCCUGAGCGAGUGCGGGAAGGAGCGGGACGAAGGGGAGGCUUUCUGUGCCAGCGAGUUCGCAGUGAAUGGAAUUGUUUAUAACCUGGAAAGCCUGGGGAAUGGAGUGCAGUGGAUUACCCUCUUGGUGGACAGUGAUGGACUGUACAAGAUGAGCCGCCUGUAUGUCACUCCUGACGCCGCCUUCUUCCGAGUCCACAUCUUGGUUGUGGAUACUUUGAACUGCAGUAAACCAUGUCCAGACUUUAAACUUGGCAGCCGGUACAUCGUGAUGGGGCACAUCCACCACAAGCGCCGCCAGGUGCCCGCCGAGCUGCUGCCGGCCCUGCGCGGGCGGCUGCGCCCGGGGGACGGCUGGGUCGGCAGCGGCAGCGGCUACGUGAGGAGAUUCAACAGGAAAAGGGAUCUCAGGGUGAGGGCAGCGCGCUCCAAGUGUCCUUAAGGCUCCGGGGGCUCCGUCCAGGACGUGGGAGCAGCGGGAUCCACCGUCGGAGCGCGCCUGGCCGCGGGCAGCGCUCCCGCCCGGACCCGCGGUCCAACACUGCCUUUGUGCUGCAGCCGACACUGGGAGCCUCGAGCAGGCACCCCGGCGAGGCUCAGCGCAGAAGUCACUCUAGGGAAUGUUAACCGGCCGGGAAUUUGCUCCAGCUGCUUUCAGAGCCACAGGUUAUUGUUGCUUCCCCUGCUGCAGUGUGCCCUGAAUAAUCUGUAGUAACUGUAAUGCAAAAUUCUGGCAGUUUUUUCAUCAGUACACAACAACUGCACUUUGAACCCUUCACCUUGAACACAUUAGAUGAUACCACAACUUUAUCUACACAGGAUGUUCACUGUGCUUUCACAGUUCUGCUUAAUGCAUUUGAUUUCAGAGAAACCAAUACCACUGAGUACCAUUUGUAUUAUUUUUGUCUCAUCAACCAUGUCCAUAGUAUUUCUGAAAAUUACACCAUUCUUCCAGCAGAGCUGGAUGUUCACACAAAGCAUACAGAAUAGAGUGUAAUAAUUUGAGUAUAUGAGCACUGACUGAAAGCAAAUCAAGAACUGCAAAACACAAAUGCCUGGUUGCAUUUACAAGUGAUGGUGCAGGGAAUGCAAAAUGAGCACGAGCUGCACAAAUGGGUGUGCCAGGGCACUUCGUCCCAGAGCUGUGCUGAAUGCCAUUCCCCAGGAGAAAUAUUGCCAAGCUUGUACUUGCACAAGAGUAAAGUCACUUUUUAAAUCAAAAAGACAAUAUUUUAUUACCUUUAGUGUGGUGAAAUUGAGAUGUUUGUUGUUCCCAGUUAGUAUUCACAAAUAAUAAGUCUGUACAGGAAACUAAUAAAAUGCUCAUGAGGUUCUUCUUUCACUGUCUCCUGGGUUCUGGAAGACCCAAAAAACUUACAUAAUGAUGUUGCACAAAGGCAUCUCCUUGUGUGACAAGUUGGCUGAGGAUUUGAUACGUAUUUAUAUUAAGAAAUGUAAAAAAUGCAGUAUAGCUUAAAACCCCACAUACUCAGCGAUAUGAUGAGACCUGCUGCAGGAAGCAGUGGCUUCUAUAGAAGCAUUUUGUUUUGGAACUGGGUUUCUGACACACUGUACUUGUCACACACCUCUGCAGCUUCAUUUGGUGUCACUGGAAAGCCACGGAGCAGGGGAUGGUUUGGGCUACACUGCAUCAAGUAUUUCCUGACAUGGAGCCAAAUACCAAGAGCAAAUCCCCUAUUUGGGACCCAAAGGCUCUUACUGGAGGAUAGAAAUUUACUCACAGCAUGAGUCUACCUAAGAAAUACCAUGUCUCCCUUUUGGUAUGUGAAAGACUUUGCAUGGAACACAGCAUGGAUUGAUGGAAUUUUCCUGAGAAAAUCGGAGGGGGUUUUGAUUUGGCAGGAGGACUGUUCUGGCAAUGAAUCAAAGCUCUGGAGUGACUGGGAGGGACAGAAGGAGGAAGGGUUACAGUGCAUCUCGAGUUUCUUUGUUUCUAUUUUCAGGGGAAGUCCAGGGAUUAAGCAGCAACUCCUCCAGGCAUCCCCCGCCAGAGCAGCAGCAGAGCCCCACUCCUGUUAUCCUGCUGCAGCCCAGGGCGGCGCGGGCACAAACCAACCUGUGCCUCCCUGGGCCUGGCUCUGGGAAAGGGCAAACACAGUGCUAAGGACAUCCCAAGCCUCAGUUCAGUGCCCAUAACUGACACAAAACACUGGGAUACAGAUGUUGCUCUGGGAGCCUGUAAAGUGAUUUAUCCCACCUUCUCUCCCUGUGUUACCAAGUCCUCUUACCUUUCCCUUCUUCAUUGGAAGGUCCCUCCUUAAAAUGUUCCCACAGCAGCUGAGCAACAAAUCCCUGUGUGUCACAGUCCCACUGAGACAGGGCUGGAGCAGGAGCAGGACUGUUGCCACCAGGCUCACCACAUACUAAACACACCUCCUGAACAACAAUUCCCAGACCAGGUCUUGCACUUGCUAU